Messenger RNA from Cynoglossus semilaevis (tongue sole), 510 nucleotides. RefSeq names its product churchill domain containing 1 (gene churc1). Gene Ontology annotation, biological process: multicellular organism development; fibroblast growth factor receptor signaling pathway; positive regulation of DNA-templated transcription. The transcript is spliced from 4 exons. The record is from RefSeq and is a predicted model, not a curated record. Lineage: Eukaryota; Metazoa; Chordata; Actinopteri; Pleuronectiformes; Cynoglossidae. The coding region runs from base 138 to 476 and encodes 112 amino acids. Gene Ontology annotation, molecular function: zinc ion binding.
UAUAACUCUAACAAGCCACAGAGGCUGGCGGUGAAUGCGGAAGUCGACGUAAAGCGGAAUAAAAAUAAUAAUAAUUUGGGAUUUUGCGUGAAGACGGUUUUGUUUGUCGUAUAUUUUAUUUACAAAGGAGAGGAAAAAUGUGCAAUGGUUGUGUACACAAAGAGUAUCCCAACCGGGGAAACACGUGUCUGGAGGAUGGUUCCUACCUGAUGAACUACCUGUGCUGUGCCAGCUGCCACCAGAGGGACUUUGUGCUGAUCAGUAACAAGGCCACAGAGGAUGAGGAUGGAGAGGAGAUCAUCACAUAUGACCAUGUUUGUAAAAACUGUGAUCACGUCAUCGCAAGACAUGAAUAUACUUUCUCUGUUGUGGAUGAAUAUCAGGAGUACACAAUGCUGUGUAUGCUGUGUGGAAAGGCUGAGGACUCCAUCAGUGUGUUACCAGACGAUCCCAGACAGUCUGCGCCUCUUUUUUAAUACCCCAGAAAAAAGAAACACACACACACACACA